Drosophila rhopaloa is the source of this 818-nucleotide messenger RNA. RefSeq lists its product as uncharacterized. Lineage: Eukaryota; Metazoa; Arthropoda; Insecta; Diptera; Drosophilidae. The transcript has 3 exons. The record is from RefSeq and is a predicted model, not a curated record. Bases 6 to 716 code for a protein of 236 amino acids.
ACAGCAUGAGGCUCUUCUCCCCCACUUGCCACUUUAGUUUUGUGGCAUUAUGCCUCCUGGCCGUGUCACAGGUGCAGGAGGUGCAAUCCCAGGAGGUUUCCCCGACACCAGAUGCAAAUGCCACACGGGCGGUGACGAAAGUUUUGCGCCGGCAAAAGCGUUAUCUGGCUUUUCCGGAGGGCUCUUCGGUUUCGGGAGCUAUAUGCAUGACGAUCGGCAUGAUUGGCAACCCCGAUGUGGACUAUCUCAGCUGGGCGGUCAACUGGGGCGUGGCCUACGAUCUGCCCAACCAUCAGUGGGUCAUCCAGCACGCCCACGGACUGAACGCCACCCUGGCCAAGGACACCAUCAAGCGCCGCUCCCGACGAGCCUUCUACGACGAGGUGCAGUCCUUAUUUAACAACAUGGGAUUUAAUGGUCGCUCGUGCGUGGCUCGAGCUCUUUGCGAGAGUGCCAGGUUCAUGCUGCCGCCCCAGCAACGCGGUAAUAUGUUGCAGGAGUUGGUCAGGACUGUCUUCAGUCUGCCCUCCACUCCAGUGACUGCCCACGAGCCCCAGGCUCAUCACCAGUACGAUCGGAUCUACCGGCGAUCCAAGCGGAAUUCCCGCGAGUGCCAUGAAAUCUAUCCGGACUGCCAGUUCUCACUGUUGGCUUUGGCUUUGGGAAAAUAUAUGGCAGCCACUACCACAAAGUUUAGUUCAUUUAACUAUAUGUGAACACCCGAAAAACUGGAUUAAAAAAUAAAUUAUAAAGGCUGGAUUUUAAGCGCGUUCUAUGGGGUGGACAAAUGAAUUAGUUGUAGAGCAUUAAAUACACAG